AUGCCAAACAAGCAACUAUUUUCUUUGCUUCUCAUUUGCAUCGCGGUGGCUACAGCAGCAUCUAUAGCUGCUGAGGAUGCAACUGUCGUGACGUGCAGCACGGUGUAUAGUAGCCUCGAACCAUGUCUUGGCUACGUAUUAGGUGGUGGAUUAAGCGUCCCAUCAGAAUGUUGCAGUGGGAUUAAAUCUCUCCACAGAGCUGCACGUACCACAGCUGACCGCCAGUGCUUUUGCAGAUGCCUUAAGAACGUUCGUUCAAACGCUACCGAAACUCGAAUCAGCCGUGCUUCUAAACUCACUGGAAUAUGUAAGGUCAAUGCCUUUUUCAAGAUUAGGCCUGAUUUUGAUUGCUCUAAGGUCAAAUAA
This is a messenger RNA of Solanum stenotomum, 366 nucleotides long. RefSeq names its product non-specific lipid-transfer protein 1-like. The coding region runs from base 1 to 366 and encodes 121 amino acids. Lineage: Eukaryota; Viridiplantae; Streptophyta; Magnoliopsida; Solanales; Solanaceae. Gene Ontology annotation, cellular component: membrane. The transcript has a single exon. Gene Ontology annotation, biological process: lipid transport. The record is from RefSeq and is a predicted model, not a curated record. Gene Ontology annotation, molecular function: lipid binding.